AUGGCCGUGGCGGCGACCCUGGCGGCGGUCGGAGGAUCUGCCUGCUGCUUCAAGCUGCUGAACGCCGCCGUCGGAGUCCUGCCGGCGCCCGGGGCGGCAGCCAAGAGAGCCUGGAAGUGGAGGAAUACCUGCACCUCUUUAGCUCACAGUGCUCUGUCGGGAGCCGGGGCCUUGAUAUGGUUCGUACGGAUGCACGGAGGUUACUUCAUCCAUGAUUUCUUGGACUUGGCCUUGAAUGAGCCGUUCAGAAAGUCCUGGGAGGUUCUGCUUCACCACUCAAUGGUGAUCUCCUGCUUCGGCUUCGCCCUGAGGUCCGGUGUGUGUGUGGGCUUCGCCGUGGCGUCCCUGCUGGUGGAGAUCCACUCGGUCUUCCUUCACAUCCGGCAGCUCCUCCUCCUGUCGGGUCGGACUAACAGGACAGGAGAGGGAGCCGCCGCUCGCCGGCCCUCUCUCGUCUACAGCGUCGCCAGCUGGCUCAACCUGGGAGCGCUCGUCGUGUUUCGUCUUGGCACGCUCUGCUGGAUGACCCGCUGGCUGACUCGCCAGACUCAACGUCUGCCUCUUUUCGUCCUGAUGCUGGGAACAGCUGGCCUUAGUCUUAUCUCCACCAUGAGCCUGGGGCUGUUCUACCGACUGCUCCGAGCAGACGUCCUCACCAACCCUGGCCAGAAGCACUAG
Molecule: messenger RNA, 678 nt
Organism: Salarias fasciatus (jewelled blenny)
Lineage: Eukaryota; Metazoa; Chordata; Actinopteri; Blenniiformes; Blenniidae
Product: TLC domain-containing protein 2-like
Exons: 4
Coding region: 1-678 (225 amino acids)
Biological process (GO): plasma membrane organization; membrane assembly; regulation of membrane lipid distribution
Cellular component (GO): plasma membrane
Source: RefSeq, a predicted model, not a curated record